UUGCUGAGACACUAAGGCCCCUCCAGGUUCCUCAGAGCGCCUGCUUCCCUCCCAAUGUCACAGCAGUCACUCCAUCAACCCAAUUAUGUCAGGACUGCAGCAACCCGGAAGAGAAGGGGUCAGGCACUUCGCAGGCCAUGCCAGACACUGGCCUCUCGCUUAGAGAUGCCAUAGACAGUAUGGUGGCUACUCUGGUGCGGUUCCUGCUCCUGAAGUACCGUGCAAGGGAGCCGACCACAAAGGCGGAAAUGCUGAGCAUCAUCACCAAACAGCACCAGGACCACUUCCCUGAGAUCUUCAGCAAAGCCUCUGAGUGCCUGCAGCUGAUCUUGGGCAUUGAUAUGAAGGAAGUGGACUCCAUCAACCACACCUAUAUCCUGGUCAACACCUUGGGCCUCACCUACAAUGGGACAUUGAGUGAUGAGCACAGCAUGCCCAAGGCCGGCCUCUUGAUAAGUGUUCUGGGUGUGAUCUUCAUUCAUGGCAACUGUGUCUCUGAGGAGGACGUCUGGGAAGCGCUGAGUGUCAUGGGAGUGUAUCCUGGGAGGGAGCACUUCAUCUAUGGGGAGCCCAGAAAUCUCAUCACCAAGGUUUGGGUGCAGGAACAGUACCUUGAGUACCGGCAGAUUCCUAAUAGUGUUCCUGCAUGCUACGAGUUCCUGUGGGGUCUCAGGGCCUACAGUGAAACCAGCAAGAUGAAAAUCCUGGAGCUUUUGGCCAAGGUCAAUAAUACCAUCCCCGAGGCCUUUCCUAUCUUGUAUGAGGAGGUCCUGAAAGAUGAGGAAGAGAUCGCAAGCCAGGGUUGUUGUCAAGGUCAACGAGGUGGCCAGGGCCUAUUGUACUGCCACCUUCAACACCUUCUCUUGCCUUGA
This is a messenger RNA of Hipposideros armiger (great roundleaf bat), 872 nucleotides long. Its product is annotated as melanoma-associated antigen 10-like. Gene Ontology annotation, biological process: negative regulation of transcription by RNA polymerase II. The record is from RefSeq and is a predicted model, not a curated record. The transcript has a single exon. Bases 138 to 872 code for a protein of 244 amino acids. Gene Ontology annotation, cellular component: nucleus. NCBI's taxonomy places the organism in Eukaryota, Metazoa, Chordata, Mammalia, Chiroptera, Hipposideridae.